CAGCAUGGAAGGACUGACGCAACCCCGGUUGAUAUACAGUUCACGCAUUCAGACCGCCCCCUCGACCGCCCCGGCAUCGUGCAUCAUCGAAACCAACCGCCCCGUUAGCUCAACACCGCCCAACUAACGACCUUGCUAACUUAGCUGCUACUCUUGCUCACGAUCCCAGCCUUCCCUCUUAUCUCGUCCAGUCUCUCUUUUUAUCCUCUACGAAGCUUGUGUUUCGCCCAUUUUUCUCUGAGAGACUCUCCUUGCUCCUCACUUCACCUUAUCCGCCUUUCCCCCACUCAACUGCCGCCAUGUCGUCACGGAAGAAGGUUUUGUUGAAGGUGAUCAUCCUGGGUGACAGCGGUGUCGGUAAAACGAGUUUGAUGAACCAAUAUGUCAACAAGAAGUUCAGUGGAAGCUACAAGGCGACCAUUGGUGCCGAUUUUUUGACCAAAGAGGUCCUGGUGGAUGACCGACAAGUGACAAUGCAGAUCUGGGACACUGCAGGUCAAGAGCGCUUCCAGUCUCUGGGUGUUGCGUUUUAUCGGGGAGCUGAUUGCUGCGUUUUGGUGUACGACGUGAAUAAUUCCAAGAGUUUCGAAGCCCUCGACAGCUGGAGGGACGAGUUCCUUAUCCAGGCAAGCCCUCGGGACCCUGAGAAUUUCCCCUUUGUUGUCAUUGGUAACAAGAUCGAUGUGGAAGAGAGCAAGCGCAUGAUUUCCUCAAAACGGGCCAUGACCUUCUGUCAGUCCAAGGGCAACAUUCCUUACUUUGAGACAAGUGCCAAGGAAGCCGUCAAUGUCGAACAAGCUUUUGAGGUUAUCGCCAGGAGUGCUCUGGCACAGGAAGAAGCAGAGGAAUUCAGCGGCGAAUUCAGCGACCCGAUUAAUAUUCAUCUCGAUAACGAACGGGAUGGCUGUGCCUGUUGAUACCCUACUGAUGGAUAUGAUUUUCAAAUGAUUUACAUAUUAUCGCUAAUGCCUCUGUUCUGCUUUUUUUACGCGCGUCACGUUGGGUUUUGUAGAGAGUUUGUUUUUUCUUCUUUUCUUUCGUCCUUUGAUUUGCAAACUUGGAGGAAUAUAGUCCUUCCCAGUGGAUAACAUCUAUUGGGAGUUAUCGUGUACCAGAAUGCUGUCUCUUUACGUCUGUUGGGUCAUAUACAGGAAUUGCUUUGAUUCUUUCUUUUGAUUUUGUCACAGGCUGCAUUGUCAUAUCUUUAGGA
Messenger RNA from Aspergillus wentii DTO 134E9, 1210 nucleotides. RefSeq names its product Rab family GTPase YPT7 (gene rab7). The transcript has 6 exons. Bases 300 to 917 code for a protein of 205 amino acids. The record is from RefSeq and is a predicted model, not a curated record. Gene Ontology annotation, cellular component: fungal-type vacuole membrane; late endosome; vacuole. Gene Ontology annotation, molecular function: GTPase activity; GTP binding. Gene Ontology annotation, biological process: regulation of vacuole fusion, non-autophagic. NCBI's taxonomy places the organism in Eukaryota, Fungi, Ascomycota, Eurotiomycetes, Eurotiales, Aspergillaceae.